Amoebophrya sp. A25 is the source of this 3641-nucleotide messenger RNA. NCBI's taxonomy places the organism in Eukaryota, Dinophyceae, Syndiniales, Amoebophryaceae. The record is from the annotation of a GenBank genome assembly.
AGGUGGAUAUGCCCACUAUAUAGUUGGGAGGAGUAAUCGUGAUCAUAAGACGACUCCAUACAAUGAAAUUCAAGAUGGAGAGUAGAUGAAUUAGAAAAUUCCUCAAUCAGUAUCUUCAAUUUCAAUAUAUAUCUGACGCGCAUCCGAAAAUGAAAUUAAUACCGGCAAAACAACAUCAAGCAACAUUGACAAAGGAAUCCAUCGCCUUCUCGUGUGUUCCAACACAGUGUUCCAGCACGAACACGAGCGAUCUUCUUUAUUGUGCUGCUACUCCAUACGUGUUGGUGUUCUACCUAAAAAAGUAGUUUUUAUGUACUUCCUUUUAUUUCUAGCGUUUCUUUCAAAAUCUUGUUCUCGUGAACCUAUUCUUCGCAAUCUAUCACCAGGACCAGCAGGAGCACUGCUCACCAGCAUCAUGACAAAGAAGAAUGCUCACACAUACCGAAACUUCUAACCUCUGCUAACGCACAUUCCAGGUCCAGGAACGAACCAAUAUCGGCUAAUUCGGAAAAAUUUUCGGUGACUGUGUGUACUUCGUGUAUUGAGCAAUAACAACAACAAGACAUAGCAAGUUCGUGAAUGAUUAUUUAUGGACUUAGGUCGGUAUUAGAUAGGAGCGUUUUGUCUGUUGUCACACCUUCUACCCUCCCACGACUCAGUCCACAUCUCUCGUGUCUCUUUCACCAGGGCCCGGCAGUAGCUUUCGUCUAUAAUUUUACACGAACUACUUGUGGGUUUUGCCCCAAUUCUACGUGGAGGUCCACACUUCCGCCUUCUGAUCCUUUUUCUCAUUUUUACCACGCUCCAACACCCGAUUCAUCUCGAUUCUUGAGUAUUGCAUUAUGUAACUUCAGCUUUCAACAUCCGAGCUCCUGCUCCUUGGUUAGUAUUUCUAGGUUAGUGAAGCCUCUUAGACUCAGUAUUUGCGGCGAUAGCAGCGAAACCUGUGAAGUGGCUUGUGCUCUACUUCAGAAAAGGAAUGUGGUCAUUUACUGCCACGUACCCGUAGUUGUUAAUGUUAGGUCUGACACGAUCAUUGAGGAUCUUCGUGUUGUAGAUACAGGAAAGAAGGCGGCACCCCGUCGUGGGCCGGUAGUAGUAUUGGAAAACAAACAAAAACGUGAAGAAGUUUGUAGGUUAAGUACAGACCGUAAAGACCUUUGGAACAAAACCAAUCGAUUUAGACUAAAAUUAACUACUAGACGAAGUACGAGUGGCACAGCUGCGCGAACUACAUUUGAUGUAAGAUCUCGAUGUACAACUGCUAGUGCUAACACGACUCCCUUUCUUGAUUUGCUAUAUGGUGACUCAAUAGCCACUGCCAAUUUUUUACUUCCUGAAGAUCAAACACGAUCACGAAGAAUGUUCAACAACGAUUUCGGUGGCUUUGGAGGCGAGCCUCCUGCCAAGAAAAUCCGGCUUUCCGUGCCUGCUCCCGCGUCGAGCUCUUCUGGUGCCGCGAAGGACGACCCUCUGGGCCCCCUCGCGCUGGGCGAGACAACAACAGUGCCUGGCUCUGGUUCGGCCACUUACGUUAUUGAACGGAAAGGACCCACGGAUGAUCCAGACCGCCAGUACUACAUCUGCAGCUGUCCAGCAUUCAAGUUUGGACCGAAGAACAAGGGUACUUCAUGGGCGGCGCGGACCUGUAAGCACUUAGAGAAAUUUCGUGGAGCGGACAAGGAGGCCUUUCGUAUAACCAACUGGUUAACGAAGAAUGGCCAGAAUGCUGAUGUUCCGGGAGCACCCUCCGCAGCAGCGCCACCCUCGAUGAAAAAAGCAGCCGCGAAGGGGAAAGCGAAAGCAAAAGCGGGCGCUUCCCCCGCAGUUUCCAAAGCGUCCGCGGCUGCCGGAGGAUCUCCUAGCAAAGACACUGGUAGGACACUGCUGUCUAUCGCGUCAAAUCUAGUUCUUGUUCUGUAUUCAUUGAAAUAUUUUUUUUGUUAGCAUCAAUCGAGUUAGUUUUAGCUUUAACGUCAUCAACAUCCCCACGAUUUCUCCAUAGAUAUCGCAGUUCUCCUAGCGCAAACUUGGGAGCCUGGUAAGAUAGAUGUUGCUGGAUGGUGGGUCUCGGAGAAGCUCGAUGGGGUGCGCGCAGUGUGGAAAAACGGGAGCUUCUAUAGCCGGGCGGGUAAUCCUUUCAACGCGCCAGCGUGGUUUACCCAAGACAUGCCGAAAGACCGAGUACUAGACGGGGAGCUUUUUCUUGAUCGCGGGAAAUUCCAAAAAUGCGUCGGAGUCGUCAAGAAGCAAAUACCAAUUGGUAAUUGAUUUCUUGGCCGUUAUCCUGUUAGAAUUUGUGAUUAACUCGAGAUCAUUAUUUAUUGGGAUAACUCUGUUUAGAAGAGCAAGGGGCGACACUGUUGAUCAACGAUGAUCUACUCAAAAGCGGUCGUCAGCGGACGAUAAGACUGAACUCCAUUUUUGAAUUGCGACUCAGAUGCCGAGUGGCAGCUGCUGCGUUUUUGUGUUUUCGAUAUCAUAGAAGAUUCGGCAAGUAAGCCGUUUGAAGCGCGAAUGGCCGAGGCACAGAAAUUGCUACAGGGGAAGAAAUAUGCAAUCUGGCACAAACAAGAGAGACUUCCCCGAGCGAGCAGUAUGGGCACGAGUAGCACACCCGAUGGCAGCGGUGCGGUAGCGAAGACCAUUGCUGCGGUAGAAAGAUUACUGAAAGGCGUUGAGGCCAAGGGCGGCGAAGGACUCAUGCUUCGAGAACCAGGCAGCGGGUACGAGAAGAAGCGAUCGAACACGCUCUUAAAAGUGAAGUCCUUCUUCGAUCUCGAUUGCAUAGUCACGAAAAUCGAAAAAGGAACAGGUAAGUACAAGGACUGCAUGGGUGCUCUCCAUUGCAAAGACAAGAAUGGGAGCACCUUCAAGGUCGGGACAGGCUUCACAGACAACGUACUUAUGAUAGAUAUAUAUAUAUAUGUUCCAGGGGUAGAGGCUCCCCUUCUGAUUCUGUAUGUUAUAAGAUUGAUUUUGUACUACAAAGGAGCUAAGAAUUAAGAAUAAAAAAGGUUAUGAGAUGGUAUAAACCCAUAGUGAUAGUCCGACGACCUUUUCCUGUCUGUUUGUGUCGUUCGUGUUAUAUGGAGAAAAGCCACCACACGCUUUUCAAUCACAAAAACAGCAACGGCAAGCGCCACCAACAGUUGGUGCUAUUAUCACGGUGAAAUACCAAGAAAAGACGAAUGAUGGCAAGCCGCGUUUUCCGGUUUUUCUGCGUGUCCGAACCGACAUCACUAAACUAGCCUAACUUUUUGUUUUGGCUCGGAGGCCUCUCGUUCGUGUGGUAUUAAUGAUCCGGAGCAUCGAUAGAGAUUUAAGAGGUGGAGGUGGCUUCGUAUGUGACUGUUUAUGGUUAAGGUCAUCAAGAUCAAAACGGUUUUUGGUAUUGUCUUCAUUCUGCUACAUGAUUGGAUUUUUCCGUUUCGUAUUUUGAUAUGUUGGUACCCAUGACGUAAUAUUAUGCGUAUGCCCAAGCCUAUCCUUUUUUAUCAUACCAGCCUCCCGUCCCCGCGCUGUUCUUUGUUUGAAAAAGAAAGAAUCUCAGACCCACGCUGUUGCCAUUUCUUUCGCGUCACUCUGAUGCGCUGGUGCGGUUUUUUACAGGCAGAGUGUGGCUGUUCCCCUGCGCGGCA